Messenger RNA from Zonotrichia leucophrys gambelii, 11669 nucleotides. RefSeq names its product formin 1 (gene FMN1). Gene Ontology annotation, molecular function: microtubule binding. Lineage: Eukaryota; Metazoa; Chordata; Aves; Passeriformes; Passerellidae. Gene Ontology annotation, cellular component: cytoplasm; endoplasmic reticulum membrane; nucleus. The coding region runs from base 518 to 4162 and encodes 1214 amino acids. Gene Ontology annotation, biological process: actin nucleation. The transcript has 18 exons. The record is from RefSeq and is a predicted model, not a curated record.
AUGGAUUUACAAAAGAAGUUCUUUAUCCUAGUGGAAAGACUAUGCAAAGGAAUCCGUCAGGAAUUUUCUGCUGAAAACCACCCAGCGCUGGCGCACCGGGACAAGGAAGUAGGGAGCAGCGGCGGCGCGCUCGGCCCGGCGGGACGGCUGCUGUAGCUGCCGGGGGCGCGCAGCCCGUCGGGGCGCGGAGCACCGGGGGACCGCCGGCCGGGCUCCAGCCGAGGUUAGUGCUGGGACAGACCCCUCUCGCGCGAGGGAACAAGCUCCAGACGCCGCCGAGGACUGAUUUUUACGGAGAGUCGUUGUGCUGCUCCCUUGGCGGAGUGGGAGCCCCGACGGCGGAAGGAGCGGCGGGGCGGCCCGGCCGGGAGCGCGGGAGGCCGGCGGCCUGCUCGGGCCGAGCCGGGCCGGGCCGGGCCGCCUGUUGCAGCGCCGGCAGCCUGAAUGCGCGCAGUAAGUGUUGGCUCAGCAGUCAGCAGCACUGCUGCCAGCGAACCUAUUCUCUACUUCACGCAACAUGGAAGAACAUAAUGGGAAACCUGACUGUAGUCAGCUUUUAGACCUGAAGAACACAGCAGAAAGCGACUCUAACCCACUCACUACAUUUUCUGUGAAAACACUGUUUGGACUUACAACUAAGCUUGAAUCUACAGCUCCUACAAAAGAAACAGUGCUUAAAGCAUUUCAACCUUUGCACAGCAAUAUAAAUACUCACGCUAACACCUGGCAUGAGAGGAAUGAUAAUGGAUGUAAUGAGGACUCAGAAAAUCAGCACAGCGUGGAUAGUACCAGUGACCAGGCUGACCCAAUGUCUGGCAGGCAGGCAGGCCUGGAGCUCGACUUAGCUGACCAAAAUGAAUUACUUCUUCAGCAUUUGAGGUUUGUUCAGCCUUCUUUGUCUGAAUCUGACAAUGAUGACAAGGAUGUUAUUCUCGUACAAGGUACUUUGGUUCAUACAACAAGUGACACAGAAUCGGACACGGAGAAUAAGGACCUAGACACCGAUGAGAACAAUGCAAGCAAAUAUGGGCUAAAAAAUGCUGCUUUGUCUGCUGAGGCCUUGGACAACAGCAAUCAAAAUAAGGAAGAGUCAGAAUCAGUAGGGCACAGCAACAGUGAUGACACUGUGGAUACAGACGGCAUUGAAUUACAUCCACCAUUCUCUAACCAGCUCCCAAAAGAGCUGGAUGGUAUUCUACAGUAUGACUCCAAUGGAAAAGACAAAAUGUUAAUGGAUGAGCAAUUCACUCAUUUGCUUGCUACAGGAGAAUGUCCUCAAGAACUUUCAGAUGAAGAACAAAGACCUUCCGUUGAUAAUAUAUCACUCCAAAAAACAGCACUGGCUGAAAAGACUUUCCAGCUGCCUGCUUUCUUCAGUGGACUACGUGUCAGGAAAAAGGGACUAACCACAGAAGAUGGGGAAAUUGUUACAGAAAUUAAACCAAGGGAGAAUGAUUUAGCUCUGCUUAAAUUACGACAGCCUGUUAAGAAAUCCAAUAUUGCAUCAGGUUUGACCAUUAAAAAAAAAUCAUCUGAACCUAAAGCAAAUCCCACUUUUCUAGAACAACUCUCACACUUGUUAAACAUAGAUGUCUCCAAGAAUGAAGAUAGAACUGAGGACUCUGCUGAGGGAUCUGGGGAGACCGAGGACAGUGAUGAAGCUCAAGAGAACAAAGCCUCCAGCAAAAGAGAACCACGAUUUCCCUCUGAGGAGAUAAAAUCAAGCCCUGCUGAAUCUGCACUGGAUGCCUUUAAAGCCUUAUUCACGCGACCUCCCAAGAAAGAAACAACUGCAGAUCCUUCAGAGCUGGAAGCCCUGAAACGCAAAAUGAGAAAUGAAAAAGAGUCCUUGAAAGCUGUAUUUGAAAGGUCAAAAUCAAAACCUGGGGAUGGACCAUCAGACAAAUCUCCUGACCUGAGUCCCUCAGAGCAAGAUGACAAGACUCCAGGGAGACUCCAGACUGUCUGGCCGCCACCAAAAGCAAAUCAUGAAGAAGUAAAAGUAGGAUUGAAGUACACAGAAGCAGCUCACCUAAAGCUUUGCAAGGAGGGACCACCAGAGUACCAAGCUGCCAUUCUGCAUUUGAAGAGGGAACACAAAGAAGAAAUUGAAACAUUAAAGUCUCAGUUUGAACUCAGGGUAUUCCAUAUUCGUGGAGAACAUGCUGUCUCAACUGCUCAGCUUGAGGAAACCAUUGCACAUCUGAAGAAUGAACUUGAUAAUAAAUUAAACAGAAGAAAUGAAAAAGCAAAGGAUAUUGGUGUUUCUACUGAAGAUGAUAACCCACCAAAGGCAUACCGAAAUGUAUGUAUACAGACUGACAGAGAAACUUUUAUAAAGCCUAGUGAAGAAGAAAACAGAGCUGUGAAAAAUAACCAAAUAGUACCCAAAAAGCUUAAUAUUUCUUCUUUGACACAUAGUAUAUCUGCCCAAAGUGAAAAUAAGGACAAUUACAAUGUACAGUCAUCAGAAAGUGUCUUGUCUUGUCAACCAAAACAAAUGCUGUCUCCACCACCACCACCACCUCCUCCCCUUCCUGAUUCUUCACUGUCUGCUGUAGUUCCUCCACCACCACCUUUGCCAAUGGGUCCAGCUUCACUGACAUCUCAGUUUGGAUCUGGUCCACCGCUGCCACCUCCACUUUCUGAAGGCUGUAGGAAUUUUCAAGCACCACCACCACCACCACCCCCACCGCUUCCAGGGCUGGGACCUCCUGUUCCUCCUCCACUGCCUGGAUCUGGGUUACCUCCACCCCCUCCACCUCCUGGGCCUGGGUUGUUUUUUAAUAGCACUUUAUCUUCAAACCAAGGUCCUCGAAAACCUGCCAUUGAACCUGGCCGUCCCAUGAAGCCUUUGUACUGGACACGAAUACAAUUGCAAGAUAACAGGAAAACUGCUAUGCCAACAUUAUGGGAAUCACUGGAAGAACCUGAUAUACUUGACACUACUGAGUUUGAAUAUUUAUUCUCCAAAGACACCACUCAGGAAAAAAGAAAACCAUUAUCAGAGACUUACGAAAAAAAAACCAAGGCCAAAAAGAUUAUCAAAUUGCUGGAUGGAAAGCGAUCUCAAACUGUAGGAAUUUUAAUAUCGAGUUUGCACUUGGAGAUGAAGGAUAUUCAACAAGCUAUAUUGUGUGUCGAUGACUCUGUAGUAGAUCUGGAGACACUGGAAGCCCUAUAUGAAAAUAGAGCACAAAAGGAUGAACUGGAGAAAAUCAAGCAAUAUUACCAGACUUCAAAAGAGGAGGAACUGAAGCUUCUGGAUAAACCAGAACAAUUUCUGUAUGAGUUGUCUCAAAUCCCCAACUUUGCAGAGCGAGCUCAGUGUAUUAUCUUCCAGUCGGUUUUCCUUGAAGGGAUAACGUCAGUGCACCGGAAGGUCGAUAUUGUGACUCGUGUUUCCAAGGCUUUGCUGAGCAUGAAAAGUGUAAAGGAAAUUUUGGGCUUGAUUCUGGCUUUUGGAAAUUAUAUGAACGGAGGGAAUAGGACCCGAGGUCAAGCUGAUGGGUUUGGUUUGGAAAUACUCCCCAAACUAAAAGAUGUCAAAAGCAGAGACAAUGGUAUUAAUCUUGUGGAUUAUGUUGUCAUAUACUACCUACGCCAUUGUGAUAAGGAAGCAGGAACAGACAAGAGUAUUUUUCCUUUACCAGAACCACAGGAUUUUUUCCAGGCCUCCCAAGUUAAAUUUGAAGACCUAAUAAAAGACUUAAGGAAACUGAGGAGAGAUCUAGAAGCCUCUGAAAAGCAGAUGAAGUUAGUUUGCAGAGAGUCUUCUGAAGAACAUCUCCAGCCCUUCAAGGAGAAAUUAGAGGAAUUCUUUCAGAAAGCUAAAGAAGAACGGAAAAAAGAAGAGAACAGUUUGGAACAUGCUCAAAAAUGCUUUGAAGAAACAGUGGGAUACUUUGGGAUAAAGCCAAAGCCUGGUGAGAAGGAGAUCACACCAAACUACGUUUUCACGGUGUGGUACGAAUUCUGCAGUGACUUCAAGACCAUUUGGAAACGAGAGAGCAAAAGCAUUUCCAAGGAACGAAUUAAAGUGGCUCAGCAAUCAGUGAGCAAGUUAACUGCAGAGAAGAAAGUUGAAACGAAGAAAAUCAAUCCUACAGCUAGCCUGAAAGAAAGACUACGUCAGAAGGAAGCCAGUGUGACUGCCAACUGAAGGAAGAUGAAUGAAAACAGUGCAGGGAUUUCAUACAUUUCCUGAUGCUUUACUACACCAAUGGCCAGGAAGCACCUUAUGUUAGAUACUGAGUUCUGCUUUGCUGAUCUAUCCCAAGACAAUCCAUUAAAGACUUUUGAGUUCCUUCAGAGGGGUUUGUAUGUUCAGUGGAGGGAAUUCUAAGAAGGUCUUUACGUGGGAAGUCAAUUUUUUUUUCUGUAACUGUUCUUUACAUUGCUUAAAAUGCAUCUUGUUGUCAAUGGUUUAUUAAAAUAUUCUGUGUAUAAUGUAUUAAUAUGGAAGAGCUAAAAUGAGCAUUUUGGAUGCUGAGUUAAGUAAUGACUAACAACCUGUAGGUUAUUUACAGGGCUUUAUGUAGAUGAGAGCAAAUAUGCCAUUCAGUUCACAAAGGUCUAUUGCAGCAUACUUUUGUUACUUCAGCAGUAACUGAGGUAAGAUUGACUGAUUCUAAAUAAUUUUACAGUGACUAACUAUUGGAUGCAUCUUUCUAAACUGAUUAAAUGUAAGUAUAGAUUCAUGCUGUAUUUUACUAUGAAUAUUUUUAUAGAAGCUUCAGCUUAUGCCAUUCAUUGAAAUGGGAGUAAUAUUUUGCACAUAAAAAGGAAUAUUCAAAUUCUUUAGUUUUGUGAUUGAUGGCAUAACAGAUUUAUUAUUUUUAUGGUUUUAAUCUAACAUUUCCUAAAUUUUGAGCUUCGAAAGAAAAAAUUAUAAAAUGUAUAUUUUUAUUUCAGUAUAUAUUGCAAAUAACAAUUCCAUAAAGUGAUGAGUUUAUAGGUCAUUAUUCAUUAAGAUACAAUAAUAUCUCUCCAUGAAGUUAGGCAUUUGCCAUUAAACAUCUGACUUUUAAUUCCAUUGAAAGCUUUCUUUUUAACAGCAAUUAUCUCUCUCUAAAAUACAUUAUGCAGCCUGCUCUUGUUCCUCUGUAUUUGUAUGAAGAAUGUGUCAAGCAUACCUACAUAUUUAUAUAUAUAUAUGGUUUUUAUAUGUGUGUGUAUAUGUGUGUGUAUAUACACACACACACACACACACACACACACAUAUAAUAUAAUAAGUAAAACUUCAGAAAGAAUUAACAGGGUCUUGCUGUCCUCCUGUAACAUUACAACCAUUGCCAUAAAGUGGCAGAGCCUAGAAAUAACCCUACUGAAUACCCACCAUUAAUUGAAGAUUUUUAUUGCAUUUUAAGGAUUUGGAUUCUCAGGAGGAGAAAUCUCGAAGCAGAAGUUAAUUUAAGGUAAAAGAGAAAAGUGAUUCUGCUUGCUGUCCACAAGAGAGAAAAUGAGUUUAUGAUAAUGGGGUUUGAAGUUGGUUACAAAGAGAAAUUAGGUGAAGCAAAGAGGUGCAAAAAGCUAGUAGGGGAAUAGCAUUAGUCCUUUGCUUUGAAACUGGACAGAAUAUGCAUGAGACAGACAUCAGUUAUCAUACAGCAAAUUCCAUAGAGACUGAGAUUAAACCUAGGCAAAGUCCCCCCCUAGCAGCGUACAUUUAUAUUAAGAAAAAUAGCAGUUUUGGAGACACAUUCAUAAUUUAACUUAGGAUUUCAGUGCAGAUUUCUUAAAUUAGUGUCCCUCUCAUUCCUGCAUAAAUGAAAACAAAAGACUCAAGAGUCUCUUGUAUGUUUGGAGUUUAGACCUGCUACAGAUAUACUCAAGAUAUGUAAGCAUAAUUCUUAUGAAAGCAGUCAACAACAUGCCAGCAAAAAUAAUCUGAUUUGUAUUCUGACUAGUCCCAUUGCAGAGAAAAAGAAAAUUCCAAAGAUUUAAGUUUCCUGUCUUCCACUAACUAGGUGACAUACAUUUCUUUUCAACACUAUUAGUGAUAAAUAAGAAGAGCAAUAAUGCCUAUAAAAGCCAAAGAACAAUAGCAAGCAAGGCAAUUCUGAUGAGUGUUUAAGCAAACAGUGUUUAUUUUUUUAUAUAGUUUUCUAUCUAUCAUGAAGAUAGUGUAUAUUGCCAUUUGACCUGACUGAGAGUUUUUUCAAUGAAAUUAAUUACUUGAAGUAUUAUUCAGCAAGAGCAGCACUGUUUGUGAAAAUGGAUGGUCUUUAUUAUUCCCAUUAAAAGUAUAUUGUGGAAAAAAAGGUUUUAACUUAUUGAAAUAUCCUGUUUCAAAAUUUCUAAAUGUGAAUUUUCAUUUUUCAGUUCAAAUUGACUUCAUUUUGAAAUGUUGAAAAAUGUAUAUAAAAAGGGAUUAAAAUUAAAAUUAUUCAUUUAAAGCAUUCCUUGAUCAGACUUAUAAUUCUUUUAUCAAAUUAGCAAUUUGCCAAGGUUUUGAGAAUUAAUGCUAUUUUUUAGAAGAUUCAAACACUUAUAUAGCACACCUAGAUUAUUUGAUUCAUUGUCUUAAUGAAGACUGUAAGAUGGCAUUCAUCAGGUAAAUAUCACAGUUUCUCCCCCAGUGAUUCCCACAAGUGUCUUCAGGCAGUGAUUGAAGCCACAGGAGCUGGCUUUAACUAAAAUUGUGUAUUAGAGAGGAGAUAUUUACAGAUAUGUCUACAUAAGCUGUUUAUUUCUGAAAUAUUUAGACACUUCAGGCAUAACAAAUGUGCAUCAACCACCACUCAUCUUUGGGGUCACCAAAGGUCACCAAACAUUAUGUUUUAAGCUUUAGGCCUUAGUUUGAUGCCUCACUUUACCUUGAGCUUCCUAGUUUGGGGAGAAUAAAAGGACAGAAGGAGAGGAGAAGGAAACUACAAUGAUGGAAUGGAACAGGAGUCUGUGGUACAUGUCUACAUUGCUGUCAAGGAAGUAAAGAGUGGACUCAGUUAAGCCGAGCAGCAAUAGCUAGACAGUUACAAUUUUCAGUUACAAUUUAACUUAAAAUACCUCACUUCACAGAAGUCACUUCUGUGACUGCAAAGUAGAUGUGGCUCAAGAGGGGGAAUUUUCUGCUGUGUAUUGGUUUCAUUACUUCUGUUACUGCCAAGCUUCUCAAAGGCUGUAAAGCAUAGGAGUAUUAAAACCCAUGUUACUCAUUAGGUGCUUAUUACCCACACUGACAAUACACUGACAAGUACUGAUUUAUAAAUCAAAUUAUUAGGAAGAAUUCAAUGUACAAUGAGUAGAUAAUAAACUGAAAAGUCCUCUUUACAUUAUUUACAACAUUAUCACUUGUUGAUUUUAAAAUGGAUGACCUUUUAGUGUCUUUGAGGUCUGAAAAAUGAUUUUUUCAUUAGGUUUUUAUCUAACUAUGAGAACUACACAGGUGUUUUGCCAUCAUUAACCCCUGCAAUUGUUUUGCCUUGUGUUUUAUCAUAGCCUUGUAAAUGUAUAUAUUGAAUAUUAAACUUUUAUAUUUAACUUAGAAUUUUUUGCAUCAAAACAGAAACUAUGAACUUCAGUUUCUGUAUAUAAAUAUUUCUAUUUCAAAUUAUUAAUAAUUAACAUUUGUUUGAUGCAUCUUACAGCAUUAAGGUAGAAAAUUUAUAUGCUCUGAAAUUAAACACUGUUUUGGAGAUUCCCAGGCUAGGUCUGAGAAAGCUGGCAUUUUAGAUUGCACAGUGAGAAAUCCCAGAAUCCUAGAAACCCUAGUUCCUUAGUAGUCAAAGGUUUGAGCAUCUGCAAGAGACUUUACCUUGGGUACAGUUAACAUGGUGCCAGAUUUAAAUAACUGUCUCUACUUUUAGAUAUGGCCUGCUAAUAUCAUUACUAAAUAUUUCCACCGCUAAAUAGGGUUUAAACUGUAAGAAUUUUAUGCAACUGUUUUGGAGAUCUAAAGUUCAGAAGUUGUGCAAGCAAAAUUGGUAGACCUCAUCAAAAAUACUUGGCUUUGCAAGUUUGUUUUUUUUUUCAAAAUGCCUACAAGACCUUUUCUUGCUUGUUUUUAUAAACAAUUCUCUCAAUUUAAAAGUAUUCAAAACAAUGUUACAAAAAUUUUUUUUCCACUUGGUGAAAAUGAGGUAUACUUAAACAGUACCAUCUUAGGAAAUUUUGCAAGCUUCAACUGUAUUUAAAUUUUUAUUUGAUAUAUCAUAGAAUUCAAGCUUUUAAAUUAGGACCUGUUAGUAAAAUUUAAGCACUGGAUAUAAAAGAUUGUAUAAUGUAAGAACCAAUGAAGUAAAAAUGCUGAACUGAUAAAUGGCUUCGAGACAGAGUGCUCCACCUUCCUGGGAGGACAUUAUCAAGUGACAUAAGCUUUUCCCUAAUGUGGAACAGCACUGCAUUUCCUGUGGUCUCCUUCUGCCAGGUGUCAUCUCAGACUAAACUAAAGGUUGCACCUUUUUUUUUUCAUUAGCUGUUUCUGGUUAAUUUCAUUUCAUACUCUUUCACCUCAAUUUCACCUUCAAUAAGCUAAUAUUGAGUAAAUAAGAAGCCUUUUUAUACAGGCUGAUAGUGCUUAUAUAUGCAUGCAGGUUUACUUAUGCUUGUAUUCCUCUGGCCCACAUGGUAAAAAAUAUCCAUAGGGAACACCAUGGGGUCAUGGAACUGGAUAAAAUCUUUUAGAAUCCUGUUAGGAAAACUGUACUGAACUGUCCCAGUGUGGGACAUGAUUUCUUUUCUGUGGUGUGAUCUGCCUACAAAGGUUUUGGAGUCCUGGGAGCUUUUGGAGGAUGGAGAAGGCUGUUUCAGGGCAUCUUUGCUUUAUCCAUCAGUUUCCAGCAGCUUGUUUCUCAGGAGCUACACUACAGAAUUCCCUGAGCAUAGAUUGCCUGGGGGACUCCUGGAAGGGAGACUGGAAAAUAAUCUCAAUGGUUGAUUUUCAAAAGGGAAGAGAUCACACCUAUAUUUCCAGAUUAAGGUAAAAGCUAGAAGACUUCCAAAAUAGCAAAAGUUUUGUAGAGUUGUAUGUAUCCGCUCAUUAGGUUUUACAGAUUUCAGAAAUGCUGCAUUCAUGUAUAUGAGCAUCAUCCUGUGCCUAUGUACUGAUCACGUGAUUAUUUGAUAUGAACAAAAUCACUUAUAUUGUCUUACUCUUGUGCUUUGACCAGUAGAAUAUUGACUAAAAAGCUGUUAAAAGAGCAAUCCAUCAUCAGAGUCCUGACAGACAGCUGUGUUUCAGUUUUCCCAGUGUUGUCCUGGCAGGAGCAUUGAUAUUGUCCUAGAGGUAAGAUGAGUUUAGCUGCCAUGACAUCUGCCUUCUCAGCCUCUCUCAAUCAUAAGCUGGUACUUGUAUCAUAGGGCCAAGUGAUGGGGCCAAAUUCUGUCGUCACUGAUGACUGCAGUCUUCAUUGCAAUUAGAAGUUAACGGUGGCACAAAAUAAUACUAAGAAUGUUAGGAUGUUUUUGUGAUCAACAUUGAACCAUUAUGUAUUUGGUGAGCUCAAAGACCUGAAGAGUACUGACAGGCUGAGAUUUGUGUACUAUAUUGGUACUGAUGAAUGGCAUCAUUAUAGAAGUUCAAGUGACUGUAGAAAGAAGACCUGUUACAUCUGUUGACUGGUUGAUAAUUGUCUUUAAUUUUUUUAAUCUUCCACAAGAUGAUUUUUCAAUCUCUGAACUAUGCAUUUGAGUACUUUAUAUAGUACAUUUUCUCUCUGACUUCUCCCAGAGGGGCCAAGCUUGUAGUUUAGUACUUUUACUGUCUGAUUUGGCAUGUUGUAAAUACAAUCCAUUGUUGUUGAAUAAAUCCUGAGCAGCUAUCCACAGACAGUGUGUUAUAGAAACUGCAGAAACUGGGUACCAAUCUAAGAUUAUGGCACUGCUUCCCACAGCUUGGAGCAUCAGUUGUCAGCAUAUUAACAUAGAUGCUGUAUAGACCCUGAUACUUCUUAGGUGUAAAGUAGUUUUAGAGGUGUAUUUGCCAAUAGCAGCUAAUCACUAUAAACUGGAAAAAAGCCAUGUUCUUAUAAUUUUUUUUCUAUUGAUUAGGAUGAUUUUUUGUGGUAUGGGUAUCUUCUAGAUUUUAUAUGGGAGCAUACCAUUUUGUAAUUAAUCAAAGCAGAACAAGCUCACAGUUCUGUUCUAGACUUUUUUUCAUAUCUGACAGGAAGGUGAAUAAAUAAAACUGAUUUCAUUCCAGAUAAAAAUAAUACCUUUUUCUCAUUCUAUUAAUUUUUAUAGUUUGUGUUACAGUCCAGUGUGUUUUAGAAGGGCUGUAAAGAGUGAAAACAUUGCAGUGCCAUUGAAACAACAAUAUUAACCUCACUAUAUCUUCCUUGUGGAUUUUCUUUUGAACUCAAGUGUUUGCUUGGGUUUGUUUGGGAUUUGUUUAAUCAAGCCAGCUUUUCUUGGGUAAGUUUCUAAGGGGGCCUGAGUGCUACUGUGGUCAAGUGAAAUAAUCUCUGUGUGUGCUCAUCAGGCAUGUAGCCUGAACAACACACUUUCAUCUCCAUAUAGAUCAGAGAAGGGAGAGAUUUGAGAGGGAAAUUGAACAGAUUUUGGGGGCCAAAAGCUAUGUCAAAUGAAAUGUGCUUGUCAUAUUGCAUUGGUUUUGAAACCAUGAUACCUAUUGCAAAGGAAGACUCAUGCUCCUUGUCAGAUGGGACUGGAUAAGGACUUUGCAUAGAGAGUUGAUAAAAGCAGUUUCUUUCCAAGUAGGUGCUUUCAGCAAAGCUGUGAAUGCCCAGAUGAUGACUACUGUAUGUUCCCCAGGAAUAACAGAGCUAUAUACUUUAAGAAAUACAGAUAUAUAAUGACACUAUUUUUGCUGGAGAGUAUAUCAGCCUCAAGAACAAAAGCUGCCCCUGCCAGUGUACUUAGCUACUGCUCACUGUACUAAAAGCUUUGCCACAUUUAGAAGCUAAGACAGCAAAAAUGGAAAAAUAAUAUGACAUGAAAAAUCAAGACCUGACCACUGGAAAGUGUUUUUAGUAGGAUUAUAGUAUGAUUUUCAACCUCCCUUUAGCUAUUUGGGUUCUUUUUCCUUUCCAAUCAUUCUGAGUUAAAUAUUUGCUCUGUUGAAUAUUAUUAUUGUUGGUAUGCUUUCGUCUCUUCUCUCCAUAUGAUACAAAAUCAUCAAAAGAGAGGCCUCUUUGGCUGCUUAACUUCUCUUUGAAGAUGUAGCAAAAUGGUAAAAUCUCUUGCAAUGCUGAGUGUUCUAUGUGUACCUAGCAAGUUUCACAGACAUAACAGCAUUUAGGCCUCUGAUGUCCAUGUGGGAUUUGCUUUAAUAAAAUCAGAGCUUUGCUUGAAUGUUUGCAAAUACAGUCAGCAAUUAUAUAUUUGCUGUCCUUUGAAUUGAAAUUAACUUUGCAUUUAUCAUCCUACAAUAUGUAAAGCAAAAAUAAUGUAAUAUUAAUGUGGUUUAGCUUUUUUUGGUUUUCAGAAUUAAACUCCUUGGAAUAGUUCCUGAUUCAAUAUGUUACAAAUGUCUUAAAAGAAUAAGUUAAAUAGAUUCAGGUGCUUUUUCCCUGCUCCAUGUUGUAAUUAUAUAUGUGUGUGCGUGUGUGUGUGUGUGUGUGUGUUUCUACUGUGUAUCUGAAAGUAUAAUUUUCUCAAAAACCAACAUGUGCUAUGAAUGACUUUGUAAUAGUUAUUGUUGUGGGAUGGAGUAUUUAUUUUUAAACUAAAUUCUUAAGGAGACAUUGACUGUAAAUAAAAGACUAUAU